This is a messenger RNA of Haliaeetus leucocephalus (bald eagle), 4455 nucleotides long. Its product is annotated as transmembrane protein 2-like. The coding region runs from base 1 to 4455 and encodes 1484 amino acids. The record is from RefSeq and is a predicted model, not a curated record. Lineage: Eukaryota; Metazoa; Chordata; Aves; Accipitriformes; Accipitridae. The transcript has 25 exons.
AUGGAUUAUGAAAGACUGUUGCACAGUAAGAAAACCCUUCCCGGGACCGUGGGCUCUUACAAACCCUCCAGCCUGUUCAGGAGCAGCUCUCUCCUGAGUCACCAGGGAAGGAAAAGUUUGCUAAGUCAGAACCUGGGCCAGAAACCACAAGAAAAGCAGUUGUCCUGUGACAUGCUCCUUAAACUUUCCAGAUAUGUUCUAAUGGAUACCUUUGAACCUAGCUUGGCCUGGAAUCUCUUUCGGUUGUAUAACUGUGAUCGAGAAGUCAACCUGCCCAAAAUUCCUAUCAGUCCUCUCAAGGUGGCCCAGCACAAGGUGAAGCCGUUCUUGCUACGCAGGGUGCUUCGGCUCCUCAGGAACAUGGGAGUGUUGUCGGAAGCUCAGCAGUCCAAGGCCUUCUCUCUGCUCAAGAAGCAAAUGCUUAAACCAAGGAAAACACCGUUAAAGCCCAAAGUGGAACCAGGUGUGAAGGCGCGGGGCCGGGCUCCGCGCUGCCAGGGCGAGGGGUGCCGGCCAGGGGUGGACAUCCCUGGGAGCAAUCGGGUAGGCGGUGGUCCUGUGUCGUGCCGGGAGCCGGCGCUCAGCAUUCAGGCUGAGCUAGAGCCAGGGCUCAGAGUGCUCAGCCCUAAGCAGGAGGGCUGUGAGGAGGCAGGUAGGAAGCAGUCACCGUCUGCAGAAGAGGAGAGGCUGGACGAAGGCUGGUGUGAGGAUGUUUGGGAACGUUCUCGCGCUGCGGAUGUGUCCUGUAACAGGGCGCUGGGAGGAUUCAGCAGUUCUCUGGGUCCCAGGACAGGGUGUAAGAGCGCGGACUGGUUUUGUUUAGCGCAAAUCUGCCAGACGCAGGACAGCACGGGGCAAAGCACCCCCACGGGAAGGUGCCGGGGGGGCCAGCUGCCUCCCAAGAAGGGCCAGGGCAUGCCGAGCCCCGGGCGCCGCUUCGGGGUCUGCGGGCCGGAGUGCCUCAGCCCCCUGCCCUUCCGGGGGAGGCAGCUGGGCCCCCGGCCGCACGCUUCGCACGGGGCUUUUGAGCCCAGCCGGGUGCUCCCCCGGUCUGCAGAGAGCCCCCCCCCGGCCCUCCCCGGGCUGAGGCUCGCCCCGCUCGCCGUGACCCCGGCGAAUGCGGCGGGGAGCCCGCGGCCCCCGUGGACUCGGAGCCGGGGAAGACCUUUGCGUUCGGGCAGCGGGGCUCCCCCCGGCCCCCAGCAUCUGGGCGCCGGUCGCAGAGAGACGUCCAGGCUGGAGGGAUCGUCCCCGGCUGGGAGGAGCCAGCGGCUCCGCUGCUGUAAACAGUGCGGGCACCGCCAGCGGCAGCCCUGGGCGCUGGUGGGGGUCCUCGGAGGGGACCGGCUUUCCACCGCGGAGGAUAAGCGGGAGUACCACGGGAAUGGAACGACGGGGUUAGCCGUAGCCCAGAGAGACUUCCUCACCUACGAUGGCACCCGUUUUACUGUUACUGCUUUCAGCGGGUGGAUAAAAGGGGUGCCUCAUAAUGGAUUUAAAGUGGAAGUGUCCAAAGGAAUAAUUCUUCACUUGGUGGAUGAGGUUACAAGCUGGUUACCUGGCGACCGGAUCGUCGUUGCCAGUACAGAUUAUUCUAUGCAUCAGGCUGAAGAGUUUAAUCUCCUUCCUUGCCCUGAAUGUAAAAGUAAUCAAGUGAAAAUUGACGGCAGCCCACUGUAUCUUCACAUUGGAGAAGUCAUAGAUGGCAUUGAUAUGAGGGCAGAGGUUGGUCUUCUGACUAGAAAUAUACUUAUUCAAGGAGAAAUGGAAGACUCCUGUUAUGGACAAAAUCAGUGCCAGUUUUUCUCCUUUGAUACAUUCGGAGGACAUAUUAAAAUCCUAAGAAAUUUUAGCUCUGUUCACAUGUCAGGAGUGGAAUUAAAAAACAUGGGGCAGCAAAUCCUGGGCAGUUAUCCUGUGCAUUUUCACUUGGCUGAGGAUGUGGAUGAGAGAGGAGGAUACGAACGCCCAACGUACCUCGAUAACCUGGCUAUCCACCACUGCUUCUCUAGGUGUGUUGCCAUACAUGGAACUCAUGGCCUUCUGGUAAAAGACACCAUUGGCUAUGACACUCUGGGGCACUGUUUCUUCCUUGAAGAUGGGACGGAGCAACGCAAUACUUUUUAUCACAACUUGGGCCUCCUCACAAGGUCGGGGACGAUCUUGCCUUCGGAUCGCAACGAGGCUAUGUGCCUUGCUAUCCGCAGCCAUGUCUAUGGGAAUUAUGUUCCUGUGCCGAGCACCGACUGCAUGGCUGUCAGCACAUUCUGGAUUGCAAAUCCAAACAACAACUUAAUAGAGAAUGCAGCAGCUGGUGCUCAGGAUGUUGGGAUAUGGUACCUCUUCCACCGGGUUCCCACUGGACAGUCCGAGGGGCAAUAUCCAGAGGGACAGGCUGAACAUACCCCCUUGGGAGUAUUUUACAACAACAGAGUCCACUCCAAUUUCAAGGCUGGUUUGUUUAUUGGAAAAGGAGUAAAGACAACGAGAGCCAGCGCUGAAGAUCCCAGAGAGUAUCUCACUGUCGAUAAUGCCAGGUUUCGCCCACAUCAAGAUGCUGAUCCUGAAAAGCCACGAGUUCCUGCUGUGAUUGAUGGUCUUAUUGCUUUUAAAAAUAAUGACCAUGGGGCCUGGGCCAGGGGUGGCGACAUUAUUUUCCGCAACUCAGGGUUUUCAGACAAUGGAAUUGGACUCACUCUGGCAAGUGAUGGGACUUUCCCGACAGAUGAAGGCUCCAGCCUGGAGGUUACAUGCUCCAUUUUUGUUGGAGAAAGCAGCAACUUUGGCUCCCAGGGAGGCCAAAACAGCUACUGGGGAAAAGGGGCAAAUGGAGAAUACAGAACGCUGCCCAGAAACAAGACGUUCCCUAUUCGUGGAUUCCAGAUUUAUGAUGGGCCUGUCAGGAUGGCAAAAUGCACUUUCAAGAAGUUCACCCCAACUGUUGACAGAUACUCAAGUGCCAUCGGGUUCUUCAUGAAAAACUCAUGGCAGAUAAGCCCCCAGAAUAAUGUGUCACAGAUCCUGAUGGAGAAAAGUGUUGGACUGAAAGUGUUUUUUGGCAGAUCGGGCCAGUGGUUUGGAAACAAUGAUAAUGACGGUGACAAAAUGUCUGUCUUCCAUGAUCUGGACGGCUCGGUGACAGGGUAUCCGGACACUUUCAUAGGCAGAGCGGACAACUACUUGCUGCGUCACCCCGGGUGCCUCACUGUCCCACGCUGGAACGGGGUGAUGUGUACCGGGAAAUUUGCACAGCUUUAUAUUCAGGCCAGACGCCCCGAGAAUCUGACCUUAUCCAUUGCCAGAGCAACAUACCAUUCCCAUCCCUUGCGGUUGCAAGGCGUGAACAGAGGAGCACCAUACCAGCAGUACCAGCCUGUCGUCAUGCUCGAGCAAGCUUAUAUCAUCCAGUGGGAUGGCAGAGCACCUGAGGAUAUUAUCCUGUACCCGAUCAACUUCAACAGAGGAGACUGGCUGCAUGUUGCCCUCUGCUACCCCAGGGCAGCCGUUUUCCAGGUGAUGGCGGAUAUCUACCAGCGACGGACAGGGACGGUGCACAGUGUAAAGCACUACCUCGCCGCUCCUUCCCGGGCCAGCGCUCUCAACGGGACCGGCGAGCGGCUCUUCUACUUCGACAGAGCAUCGGGGUACCUCUUUGUUCACCUGCAAGCCCACGAAGCUCGUAAAGGGCACAGUUACUGCUCUCAGCAAGGCUGCGAACGUGUUAAAAUCAUGGCGCAUAUGUAUCCAGGGGACACCUGGAGCUGUGACCCAAACCCCUUCCCGGAGAGGCCAGCAGCUGCCCAGCGCCCCAUGUCCCAGCACCCGGCUGCGCCGUGCAGGGCGUGUGGGGCCCCACAGCUUGCUAUCACUAGCACACCAUCAGUCAAGUAUAUAAGGAUCCAGAUCCAGUCUCUCAGCAGGGCGGACAUACAAAACCGCUUGACAUCAGCAUUCAUUAAGAUAAAUGACACAGUUUUCCUAUUCAAUAGCCGUGGGAUAUUCUUUGUGGUGCUAGAUGCAUGUUCAGGAGCAGUCGUGAGUAGGCGGCACUUUGACACAGUUACUGGUGAAAAUGCCGCCAGUGCAAUAACUGAUUAUGUUCAAACAUUUAUAAAAGAGAGAUCACUUGUUCUCGUGUGCUCUAGAGAUAUUGCAGAGGUGGUGGGGAGCUCUGAAAUGCCUGUUUUCACCAGGUUAGGUUCAGCAAAGCCUAUUGUCUUCCACAAGGAAGGGAGUUUUGCCAUGCUUGGCUAUAAAGGACAAGCCAAACCCUCCUGGAUUAAAGUCCUUAAUCAUGCUGGUUAUCAGAAAGCUGCUUCUCUACAGCAUUAUGUUCCCUUGAAGCUGAAGGAAUAUCAAUGUCCAGCUAAUGCCAACGUGUCGCUAAAAUUCUCUUUUUCUCAGAACCACUCUUCUGAGCAUAUCUCUGCAGAGGCUGCGGCUCCCCAGGAUUAG